Prionailurus viverrinus (fishing cat) is the source of this 2033-nucleotide messenger RNA. RefSeq names its product refilin A (gene RFLNA). Gene Ontology annotation, molecular function: filamin binding. The record is from RefSeq and is a predicted model, not a curated record. Gene Ontology annotation, biological process: negative regulation of chondrocyte development; actin filament bundle organization; negative regulation of bone mineralization involved in bone maturation. Lineage: Eukaryota; Metazoa; Chordata; Mammalia; Carnivora; Felidae. The transcript is spliced from 3 exons. Gene Ontology annotation, cellular component: actin filament bundle. Bases 93 to 722 code for a protein of 209 amino acids.
GCGGCCCUCGGCCCGCCGCCCGGCCCGGGCCCCGGAGCGCGGUGGAGCGGCGCCCCGAGGAGCCGGGGGCCCGCGCCCCGCGCCCCCCAGACAUGGUCGGCCACCUGCAUCUGCAGGGCAUGGAGGAGAGCCUCAAGGAGAAGAGCCGGGAGGGCUUGCUGGACAGCCCCGACUCCGGGCUGCCCCCCAGCCCCAGCCCCAGCCCGCCCUUCUAUUCCCUGGCGCCCGGCGUCCCGGACGCCCGCGCGGGGGGCGCCGGCGCGCCCUCGGAGCCCCCGGGACCCGGCGAGGCCGGAGCGCCCCCGGCCCUGCCCCCGAGUUCCCCAGCACUCGAGAUGAGGCCCCGGAUGCUGCCCGUGUCCUUCGGGGAGAGCAUUGAGGUGCACCCGGAGCCCACGCACGAGAUCCGCUGCAACUCCGAGGUCAAGUACGCCUCCGAGAGGCACUUCCGGGACAAUGUCUUCUACGCGCCCGUGCCCACGGUCACGGCCUACAGCGAGACCAUCGUGGCGGCGCCCAACUGCACGUGGCGCAACUACCGCAGCCAGCUGACCCUGGAGCCGCGGCCCCGCGCCCUGCACUUCCGCAGCACCACCAUCAUCUUCCCCAAGCGCGCCAGGAACACUUUCCGGACCACCCUGCACUGCAGCCUGGGCCGGCCCAGCCGCCGGUUCACGUCCAGCGUGCAGCUCCAGCUCCUCCUGGGGCCCGCGGCGCUCUGACGGGGCGGGGCCGCCCACCCCCGACCCCGCAGCGACCUUGGGCUGGGGGGGCCCCAAGGACGGACCGCGUGGCUCAGCCUGGAGCCGGGCGCGAGGGAGGUGGGGUGGACUCGGUGAGCACAUCUGUUCCGUGGGCACGACAGCGGGGGACGCGGCAUGGGCGUGGCUCCCCGAAGCGCUCCGGGCCGGGGCGGGGGGAGGGGCUUGCGGUAGGUGGGGUGCCCCCCGCCCCGGGGGUCCCCGAGAGAAGAAGGCGUGCGACCGCGGCGGGCCCUUAGGGCGGAGACCAGCCUCGGCCGGAGGGACUGGCGCCGCCCCCCGAGACCCCGGCCACCCCGUCUGACCGGGGCUGGUGGCCUGGCUCCCAGGCCACGUGCCGUCCGGACACCCUGGCUUCCUGGGAAGAGGGGUCUCCAGAACGGGCCUUCCCUUGGGCGGGCUAGAGGCCCGGGCCGAGCGCCCUCUGGUGGCGGCCGAGCCAGGAGGGCGGGCAAAGGCCAGCCGUGAGGCCAGGGCCAGCGCUGGUAGAGACCUUGCCGGAGCUGUUGGCCGUGUGCCGGGGCAGAGGCUUUCGGGCACGGCCCGCCUGAAUUGAGGCCUUGGCGCUCUGCGUCGGGAGCCUCGCCCCCAGGGCGUCCCUGCUAACCUCUGUCCGCGCAACCUCUCCAGGAUCAGGACUCUCGCGCCAGAGCCUUCCCGCCAGGCGCCAAGGGGAGGCAUCGAAGCUCUCGGAACCUCCGCCGUCACCUGCGUGGGGCUCCGGGCCCAGCUGCUUAAAGAGAUGCCGGUGGCGGUGGCUGCCCUGGGUCAGGCCGCCCGGUUCCACACGCGGUGAUUCCACACGCGCCGUCCCCAGUGCUGCUGGGCUCCCGUCGCACGUGCUGCCAGGGCAGGCGGGGAGCCAGGGGCCACGGUCUGGUGCUGCCCUGGACGGGUGCCCCAGAAACUCCCCAGUGUGGCCUCGGAGGGGCCCUCUGGCCUGAAUGGACCCAGUGGGUAAGGGGACUCCCCUCCCACUCCCUUGUUCAUCCCCCACGACGGGGGCAGAAAGGCUCUCCCACAUGGUGGGGGUGGGGGUGAGAGAACAACCCGGAGCCUACGUCCAAGAGAGGCAAGUGCCUGAUCUAUUUUUGUAUAUCUACACCCGGUGCAUGUUCUCUCCAGAGUCCGAUUAACAAAAAUAACUUAAGAACUUGAUUGAUUAUCUUAAUAAAAUGUGCAGACCCGGAGAGGCUCCCUGUUCUGUGUUCCCGAGCCCCUCAGAUCCCAUGGGGUGGGGCAGGUUUUCACAGGCCCCUGUGCUCUGUGGCC